Messenger RNA from Penicillium chermesinum, 510 nucleotides. Its product is annotated as DNA-directed RNA polymerase II core subunit RPB9. Lineage: Eukaryota; Fungi; Ascomycota; Eurotiomycetes; Eurotiales; Aspergillaceae. The record is from RefSeq and is a predicted model, not a curated record. Gene Ontology annotation, cellular component: RNA polymerase II, core complex. The transcript has 3 exons. Bases 1 to 510 code for a protein of 169 amino acids. Gene Ontology annotation, molecular function: zinc ion binding; nucleic acid binding; DNA-directed RNA polymerase activity. Gene Ontology annotation, biological process: DNA-templated transcription; transcription-coupled nucleotide-excision repair; transcription initiation at RNA polymerase II promoter.
AUGUCUGCCAGUCCUUCUCCUUCGGCCUCUGGUGAGGCCAAGCAAGCCGACCAGAUCCACUUUCGCUUCUGCCGCGAGUGCUCCAACCUUCUAUACCCCAAGGAAGACCGCGCCAACAACAGGCUCAUGUACACCUGCCGCACCUGCCAUGUCGGCGAGCUUGCGACUUCCUACUGUGUCUACCAGAACAAGCUGAACAGCCAGGUUGGUGACACUGCGGGUGUCACUCAGGAUGUUGGCUCGGAUCCCACGGUUCGUCUCCCAAAUCCUAGCCUCCUCUGCCUGCCUGGAUUCUGCACCCUCUGCGGCUGUAUGGUUACCUGCACCUACUGCGACUCUCGCUCCAUCACCUACUGUGAUGACCUCCUCAACGAACUUCCUCGAGCCAAUAAACUUUGUCCGGACUGUGGCGAAAAUGAAGCGGUCUUUUUCCAAUCCCAGCAGCGCUCGGCAGAAACGGGAAUGAAACUGUAUUAUGUCUGCUGCGCAUGCGGAAAGGUCUUUAUGUGA